This is a messenger RNA of Dermacentor andersoni, 357 nucleotides long. Its product is annotated as putative nicotine oxidoreductase. The record is from RefSeq and is a predicted model, not a curated record. Lineage: Eukaryota; Metazoa; Arthropoda; Arachnida; Ixodida; Ixodidae.
AUGUUCGGCUUCAGGGUGAACCUCUCGACGCAGGACGUGCUUCUGCAACUUAAAGAAGAGGUCCUGGAGACAAUGCCCAAGAAUGGGGAAAACAUAGUCAUGGCACUUGAUAUAAAAUGUGCUUUUGACAACGUCAGCCAUGCCGCUAUAAUGGAGGGGCUAAAUAACGCCAACUACGGGAGAAGAAUCCAGGACUAUGUCAAAGACUUCCUGACCAACAUAACGGCCACAGUGGGACUAGGGGAGUUGAGGAGUGAUGUCUUCAUCACCCCAAGCAAAGGCACACCCCAAGGCUCAGUCAUCUUGCCCAUACUCUUUAAUGUGGCGAUGAUCAGCCUAGCAGAACGACUCAGCUGA